AUGUCGGUGGCUUCGGUUCAGCCAGUAGCGGCUCAGCCAGUGAGUCAGAUCGCAGCAGUGCAGCCGUUGGGUCAGAUUGCACCGGCGCCGCGGGGUUACUCUUCAGUGGAGACUGGCGGGACUAGUCAGACCGGGCAGAUCACAGGGACCUUGUUAGUGGGCGGUUUUGAGUCCCACGUUUUAUUCGACUCUGGAGCAUCGAAUUGCUUCAUUACACCGGAGCGUGCCGAGAAGAGUGGCAUCCGGAGUAGCGCGGGCGAGAGCGCGGGCAUGGUCAAGGUGGCGGGAGGUGGAUUCUUGUCUACUUUGGGCCGUGCUAGAGGAGUCGAGAUCGAGAUUGCGGGGCAGUCAAUGCCAGCAGACUUAGUCAUCAGUCCGGUGGAGCUGUAUGACGUUAUUCUCGGGAUGGACUGGUUGUCACACUACAGAGUUCAUCUGGAUUGCUACAGAGGUAGAGUGGUCUUCGAGCGAGAUGCAGGGAGGUUGGUUUAUCAGGGAGUGAGACCGACUUCCGGGAGUAUUGUGAUAUCUGCUAUUCAGGCCGAGCAGUUGUUAGAGCGGGGCUGUGAGGCGUAUCUGGCGACGAUUUCUAUGUCUGAGUCAGGAGCUGGAGUUGUUAUGGGAGAUAUUGAGGUUGUCCAGGAUUUUGAGGAUGUCUUUCAGUCACUGAAGGGAUUACCACCAUCUCGGUCUGAUCCUUUCACGAUUGAGUUAGAGCCGGGGACAGCACCGAUAUCGAAGACGCCUUACAGGAUGGCGCCAGCUGAGUUGGCAGAGCUGAAGAAGCAGAUAGAGGACCUUUUGUCUAAGGGGUUCAUUCGACCAAGUGUUUCACCGUGGGGAGCACCGGUGUUGUUUGUGAAGAAGAAGGAUGGCAGUUUCAGACUUUGUAUCGAUUACAGAGGUCUUAACCGAAUUGACUUGGCAUCGGGGUAUCAUCAGAUCCCGAUAGAUGAGGCAGAUGUCAGGAAGACUGCUUUCAGGACGCGUUAUGGGCAUUUUGAGUUUGUGGUUAUGCCUUUCGGUUUGACUAACGCGCCGGCAGCCUUCAUGAGAUUGAUGAACGACGUGUUCAGGGAGUAUUUGGACGUGUUCGUCAUCAUUUUCAUUGAUGAUAUUCUGGUAUACUCGAGGAGUCAGGAGGAGCAUGCGACUCACUUGAGGUUGGUUCUGGAGAAGCUUCGGGAGCAGAAGCUUUUUGCUAAGUUGAGCAAGUGCAGUUUCUGGCAGCGAGAGAUGGGAUUUCUUGGCCACAUUGUUUCUGCAGAGGGAGUUUCUGUGGAUCCGGCUAAGAUUGAGGCUAUCAGAGAUUGGCCUAGACCUAGUAGUGCCACCGAGAUCAGGAGUUUUCUGGGUUUGGCAGGAUACUACAGGAGGUUCGUCAAGGGGUUUGCUACCAUGGCGCAGCCGAUGACGAAGUUGACCGGGAAGGAUGUCCCUUUUAUUUGGUCAGCUGAGUGUGAGGAGAGCUUUAGUCAGCUCAAGGAGAUGUUGACUACUACACCAGUGUUGGCGUUACCCGAGCCAGGGAAGCCUUACAUGGUGUAUACAGAUGCUUCAGGCAUUGGUCUUGGUUGUGUGCUGAUGCAGGAGGGCAGAGUGAUAGCAUAUGCUUCGAGACAGUGGCAGGGCAGUGAGCGUAACCGUCCUACACAUGACUUAGAGUUGGGAGCAGUGAUCUUCGCGUUGAAGAUUUGGAGGUCUUACUUGCUAGGUGAGACAGUACAGGUCUUCACGGAUCACAAGAGUUUGCAGCAUAUCUUCACUCAGCCGAUGAUGAACGCGAGACAGACGCGCUGGGUUGAGUUCUUGGCGGAUUAUCAGGUGAGCAUUAACUACCAUCCGGGCAAGGCUAACCUAGUGGCGGACGCGUUGAGUAGACGGAGGUAUGAUUCCGCAGUUGAGCGAGAUGUGGAGUCUCUAGUUGGCGAGAUCAGUACCUUGCGUUUGUGUGCCAUUUCGCAGGAGCCUUUGGGUUUAGAGGCAGUGGAUCAGGCGGAUCUACUUAGCAGGAUCAGAGUUGCUCAGCAGAGUGAUCAGAGUUUGCUAGAUGCGACGAGAGUGACUGGUUCUGAGUAUGAGGUCUCUGCGAAUGGGACUAUCUUGGUUCGUGGGCGAGUUUGUGUGCCUAAGGAUGUGGAGUUGAGACAUCAGAUUUUGGGAGAGGCUCACGCGAGCAAGUUUUCCAUUCAUCCGGGAGCGACCAAGAUGUACCAUGACCUCAAGAGGUACUAUCAUUGGGUCGGGAUGAAGAGGGAUGUAGCAGACUGGGUUGCGAAGUGCAACACUUGUGCCUUGGUGAAGGCAGAGCAUCAGGUUCCGGGUGGUCUUUUGCAGAGUUUACCCAUUCCAGAGUGGAAGUGGGACAGGAUUACGAUGGAUUUCGUGGUUGGACUACCUGUUUCAGGACUUUCGAUGCUAUCUGGGAAGUUUGUGCGAGAGAUUGUGAGGCUGCAUGGAGUGCCAGCUAGUAUUGUGUCAGACCGUGAUCCCAGAUUCACUUCAGAGUUUUGGAGGGCGUUUCAGGCAGAGAUGGGCACUAAGGUGCAUCUGAGUACAGCUUAUCAUCCGCAGACAGAUGGUCAGUCAGAGAGGACUAUUCAGACUUUGGAGGAUUUGCUGAGGAUGUGUGUGUUGGAUUGGGGUGGCCAUUGGGCAGAUCACCUGAGCUUAGUUGAGUUUGCAUACAACAACAGCUUUCAGGCGAGUAUUGGCAUGGCUCCAUUCGAGGCUUUGUAUGGGAGGCCAUGUAGGACACCCCUAUGCUGGACCCAAGUGGGGGAGCGCAGCAUGUAUGGAGCUACUUAUGUUCAGGAGACGACAGAGAAGGUUCGUGUUGUGAGGCUGAACAUGAAGGAGGCUCAGGAUAGGCAGAAGAGUUAUGCAGAUAGACGCAGACGAGAGCUUGAGUUUCAGGUUGGAGAUAGAGUUUAUCUCAAGAUGGCUAUGUUGAGGGGUCCUAACAGAUCCAUAGCAGAGAACAAGCUGAGUCCGCGAUUUAUGGGUUUUUCAUGUGUCGAUGCUGAGGAAGUGUCUUCACCUACAGAGGAGUUAGUGGCUAGGAUUCCAGAGGAUCUUCAGCCAGAUUUGACAGUGCCGGCAGUGCCUAUGAGGAUUUUAGAGAGGAGGGAAAAGGUUCUGAGGAACAAGAGGAUUCCCUUACUGAGGAUUUUGUGGGAUUGCAGUGGUUCUACAGAGGAGACUUGGGAGCCAGAGGCAAAGAUGAAGUUGAAGUUCAGGAAGUGGUUCGACAAGCAGGUCGAGGAGUGA
This is a messenger RNA of Microthlaspi erraticum, 3270 nucleotides long. The record is from the annotation of a GenBank genome assembly. Lineage: Eukaryota; Viridiplantae; Streptophyta; Magnoliopsida; Brassicales; Brassicaceae.